AUGUCAGGUCCUGCGACUGCUAGUCCCCUCGUAGAGGCAUUCUACUCCACAGUCACACAGGCACUGUGUGUAGGUGCGGUCGUCAAGGGAUGUGACUAUUCUCUGAGACGAUGGUUGGCCGUCUCCACACUGACCCCGCCAGAGGUAGCUCUGCAUCCUUCGGAGCCUCCCAAGAACGCGAAAUGGAAGCUUCGAGCGAUCGGUCUGAGUAUCUUCGCUUUUUUCAUGGCUUUUGAAGGCGGUUUGAUCUUUGGUGCCCAGAGGAUUAAGUCAGAGUUUUGGCUGAAUGCCCUGUGGGCAGGUAUAGAGGGCCUUCUCAUUACCCUUGUCUUAUUCACGUCCUCUCUCAUCUUCUUUCCCGCUCGCAUCGAACUCUCCUACAUUGCAAACAAGCUGGACCCUGGAGCCAUCGUUCUCAAGGAGAAGCGCGAGGACACCGUCUGGCCUCGCAUCUUCGGCGCGGCUGGAGUGUCAGCUCUCUGCAUCUAUCUCAGCUCGCAGAACAUCCGCGCACUGCAACCCGUCGUCGUUGCAGCAUGGGUCCUGAUGUGUUUGGCCACUGCUAAUAUGCCCAAGAUGAACGUCAAGUGGGCAAACAUUGUCUUGAUGGGAUACAUAACCGUUGUUCCAGUCAUCGGCAUUGUCCUGGGCGGCUUGAUAACCCUCGUCCUCGGCUUCUUUGGUGAGAACGGGGAGACCGCAGCGCCGUCAGAGCCCAAGCCGGAGCUGUACGGAUGGUUGGGUCGUGUCAUGAUCAUGGUCAUGAGUGGUCUGCCGUGUAUGAUGGCAGGGGUUCUGAUCAGUUUGGCUCUACGCUUCGAUCAUGCUCAGACCCGUUCAUUCAUUGCCCUCCGUGGUGAACCCGGACAAGCGGCUAUCAUCCCCACCUCCUCUCCUGAUUUCGCCAAGCCAAUGUUCCGCGCUUCGGUCGCCGCACUCACGGCUUCGCUCGUGGUCGCAGAGGUUUUGACCUCAAUCUUUGAGCCCACUCACUCAGUUGAAAUGGCAUGGAUCUUCAUGACUAUUCCCACUGUCUGUGCUGUUCAGCUCAUCACGGCAAAGCGAAUGGGUACGCUCAAGGAUUGGUGGAAGUAUGAGGAAAUCUGGAUCCCGUCAAAGGAGGACGUGGCGAAGAUUGCACAAGAUAUUGAAGCUGUCGCGCCAGUCGAGGAGAAGCCUGCCCAAAAGUGA
Molecule: messenger RNA, 1191 nt
Organism: Kockovaella imperatae
Lineage: Eukaryota; Fungi; Basidiomycota; Tremellomycetes; Tremellales; Cuniculitremaceae
Exons: 6
Coding region: 1-1191 (396 amino acids)
Source: RefSeq, a predicted model, not a curated record